AUGAUCGCCCGUGCCGCUACCCGUGCCACGGCUGCUGCCCUCCCGGCCAACGCCACUCGCCAGGCCCUCAUCCGCCGUCAGAAUGUCUCUCUGAUGCGCAGCCUGCGUGACUUCGCCCGUGGCUUCGAGCCCCAUCCAUUCCAACGCCUGCCCGUAGCUAGCAACCCUGCCCCGGCUGACUAUGGCAGGCUCGUCAAGCGGGUCAGCCAGCAGCUUGUUGUCUAUCCUCUGGUUGCCUUCGGCCUGCUCGGCUGGCCGUACGUUGCGUACAAGCUCGUUGACGGCCACGUUUAA
Molecule: messenger RNA, 294 nt
Organism: Thermochaetoides thermophila DSM 1495
Lineage: Eukaryota; Fungi; Ascomycota; Sordariomycetes; Sordariales; Chaetomiaceae
Exons: 2
Coding region: 1-294 (97 amino acids)
Source: RefSeq, a predicted model, not a curated record